UGUGAGGAACGGACGUUCGAGAAGUUCGUGUCGACCGGCAAAGAGUUGCCCCAAUGCUCGGCCCUCUCGUCGCCCGGGAAGGAGGCGUCCGCUGAGGAAAAAGAAAACUUCGCGAAAGUUGUCAUAUAUUUCCAGUCAUUGAGUUAUCAGGAGAUCAAUCAGUUUCCCAAAUAUACAUUGACGGCACUGUUGGGUGCGAUCGGAGGCAUUUUGGGCGUCUAUUUGGGCUUUUCAUUCAUCGCUAUCUUCGAGUUGAUUGAA
Messenger RNA from Oppiella nova, 261 nucleotides. The record is from the annotation of a GenBank genome assembly. Lineage: Eukaryota; Metazoa; Arthropoda; Arachnida; Sarcoptiformes; Oppiidae.